UUAUGUUGUCAUACUUAUCGAUAGCAUUCGAUAAACAAAACAAUUGACUUCGAAAAGUGCACUGAUAUCACAACUUGCAAAACAAUACAAAAGGCGAAUAAACAUUUUCAAUAAAUAAAAAAUAACUUACAAAACAACAUAUAAUGGUAAUUGUGUGCUUAUCAAUUUUGUCACAAAAUAAAACAUCUUUGUUGGAAUAAUAUCCAAAUGAAAUGAAUAGUAGCAGAAGGACUUUACGAAAGUGCGCACUUGAGCUGGUAUUAUAGGAAAACCAUUUGACCUAGAAAUAAAACAUAAUUAGCUGCGACACAAUGAGUUCUUUAUUCAAUAGUUUUAGCAAAUUUUCCAGCAAGCGCGAAAAUGCUAUUAAAGAAGCGCUUAUAAAUACGCUGAUAGAAAAUUCACGUGAAAUACAAUAUGAAGUAAAGCAGCGCGGGUGUGAAAGUUUGGAGCUUUGCGAAUCCACCAGCACGCUAUGCACGACCUUGGAAGCAAUUUUUCUGCAUGGCCUUAAGGAUUCGUUACUUUGGAAUACGAUAAAUGUGAUAGCAGGAGAUGAAGAACGACGGCCAGAGCCAAGCUUUUGGGCACCUCUAUUGAUAUUUAUGCACAAGCAAGUUAUCGAGCAGGUUCAAACACUUUCGCAAAUCACUAGCGAAAUCGGCCAGUGUCGCGCUUGGAUACGCCUCUCACUUAAUGAAUCUCUCUUUUCCGCUUAUCUAAAUAAUAUGCGCAAAGGCAAUUCAGCGCUAAGCCCGUAUUAUAAAAAGUUUGCAUUGCUCAAAGAUAGUGAUGGACUAGAAAUGGCUGCGAAGACCAUGGAAGGCAUCGAAGCAUUUGUACAGUUUAAUUUGCCAGUAAAUUCGAGCUUGCUCAACUAUUGGCCUGAUUAUGCAUUGCAAUUGUCAGGGCUAUGGACGCCACCGUUGAAAUCAUGUCCGAUAAGUAGCGGCGUUGAUAUCGCCGACACACUCGACAUUGAAGAUGCUGAGGUAGCUGAAGCCGUUGUAAUGUUGCCAACGCCACGCCCGAUAAGCACGAGCGAAGCUUUUUCACAAAAGAUUGAGAAUUUACCCCUGCUACAAUCGCCGAGCGCUGCAGAAAUUGCCUCACAACGCGAAAGUGUCGACAUACUGUUGAAAACUGUCGAUGAAAUGCAAAUGAUAAGCGAAGAAAGUACCGAAGAAGCCGCAAAUCAAAGUCAAACAGGCGACAAAAAUACGCCAGAAGAUAACGAGUAUGCAUUAAAAGGUCACAAAUCAAAGAAGAAACGUAAAAAAUCAAGGGAACUUGCUGAAGCGCGCAUACGCGACUAUAUAACCGGUGAAGCUGGCUAUAAAACGGAGCCAACCUCGCCCAUAACGCCUGGUAACUCGCUACAGAAUUUAAUGCACACAUCGUGGUCGGGUGAUGAAUCUUCGGUGUCCGAAUUGACUACACCAAUCUUGGAGCGGCCCUUAUAUAGACGUGCUUCGAGUAAUGCCAGUACGCUCAGCUACAAUACUUUGUUGGGCAAGCAUGAACGCGAAAAGCUACAAAUACAAAUUAAACAUAAUGCUUUGACCGUGGAGCGCACAUAUGUGACACAUGCAGAUGGUGAGGCUGCAACAGAGCAUGAGGGUGAGAGCAAUGGCAGUGAUUCAAAUGAUAGUCGUUUGACCUUAGACUUCGAAGUGGUGCCCAAUUCUAAAUUGGAUCGCAUGAAUGUCAGCGAAAUACAAGAAAUGCUGGAACAGAUGUACAAGCUGGCGCGGCAACCCGGUUUGGACGCGCAGGGAUUUCUCUGCAAAUCAUGCCAACAUCCUUUGGGUAUUGGUUACACGAACUUUCAAGUUUGCGGUUUCAGUGGCAAUUACUUUUGUGAUAACUGCAUGGACAUGGAGCAGUUGAUGAUACCAGCAAAAAUCAUCUACAAUUGGGACUUUCGAAAGUAUGCAGUAUCGAAGCGUGCUGCACUUUUCUUAACCGAGUUUCGUAAUCAGCCGGUUAUUGAUUUGGAGCUUUUGAACCCUGAAAUUUAUAACGCCUACGACGCCAUGUCCGACCUGCAAUCCUUGCGCAUACGUUUGAAUUUUCUACGCGCCUACCUAUACACCUGUGAGCCGAAAAGUAUACAACUACUACAAUUGCAAUUCUAUGGACGUGAAUAUCUCUACGAGCAUAUACAUUUAUAUUCCGUAAGCGAUUUGCAUUUAAUAUUGCGUGGCACACUCUAUCAACAACUGCAAAAGGCAUACAAAAUAGGCGAAGGACAUGUUUUGAAGUGUCCCUUGUGCAGCGUCAAAGGUUUCAUUUGUGAAAUUUGCAAGAGUUCACGCGUAUUAUAUCCAUUUCACAUUGAAACUACAUACAGGUGCGAAAUUUGUGGCGCCGUCUUUCAUGCGCAAUGCCUCAACGAGCAGCAGCCAUGCCCGAAAUGUGAACGCAGGCGUAAAAGAGAGGAGUUGGAUUUAGAAGAAGCAAAUUUUGCUGGAAAUGCACAAAGUUUGUCUGCAGCAACAACUGAAAACGCUGAAGCUGUGGGCGAAGUGGGUGAAGUGCAGGCAAUGCACUAGAUCUACAACAACAACAUCUAUUGUAUGUUCUAAAAUAUUUUAGGUAUAUACAUACAUAAUUAGUUAAGUGUGUGUGUGUAAAAGCGCAAUUAAUAAAGUAUGUGUAAAGGCGUAGCAAAGCAAA
Molecule: messenger RNA, 2679 nt
Organism: Bactrocera oleae (olive fruit fly)
Lineage: Eukaryota; Metazoa; Arthropoda; Insecta; Diptera; Tephritidae
Gene: Plekhm1
Product: Pleckstrin homology and RUN domain containing M1
Source: RefSeq, a predicted model, not a curated record